Cladophialophora immunda is the source of this 1500-nucleotide messenger RNA. RefSeq lists its product as uncharacterized. The coding region runs from base 1 to 1500 and encodes 499 amino acids. Gene Ontology annotation, molecular function: oxidoreductase activity, acting on paired donors, with incorporation or reduction of molecular oxygen; monooxygenase activity. The record is from RefSeq and is a predicted model, not a curated record. The transcript has a single exon. Lineage: Eukaryota; Fungi; Ascomycota; Eurotiomycetes; Chaetothyriales; Herpotrichiellaceae.
AUGGCAGAAAUAUCAAAGCCUGUGACAUCCAAUGGCGUCGCUACCGCUGGAGAUACCUCUGGGAGGAAGAAAGAGUUCAUCCUCAAUGCCUUUGUAAUGAACACUCCAGGACAUCUUGCGCCCGGGCUGUGGCGACACCCUCGAAAUAGGACAGACGAGUACAAGAAACUGUCCUUUUGGACGGAUCUGGCGCAGUUGCUCGACCGGGCCAAUUUCCACGCAAUGUUCAUUGCAGACACUUUAGGCCCUUACGACGUCUACAAGGGUCCAGCAAACGUCGUUCCUGCGCUGUCGUCGGGCGCCCAGUUUCCCGUGAACGAUCCGUUGUACUUGGUCCCGGCCAUGGCGGCGGUCACCAAGAACUUGAUAUUCGGGGUGACGGCCAGCCUCACUUACGAGAAGCCGUACGCCCUGGCGAGGCGCCUUUCAACGGUUGACCACCUUAGCGACGGCCGGCUGGCCUGGAAUAUUGUCACUUCGUACCUGGACAGUGCGGCGCGGAACCAUGGGCUGAAGGAACAAAUUCCUCACGACGAGAGGUACGCCAUUGCCCACGAAUACAUGGAGGUAGUGUAUAAGCUCUGGGAGGGCAGCUUCCGGGACGACGCGGUCCUUGCGGACAAAGACGCGGGUGUCUACAUUGCUGCGGACGGCGUCCGACAGAUCAAUCACAAGGGCAAAUACUUCGAGGUGCCGGGCCCCCAUUUCUGCGAGCCGUCGCCACAGCGCACUCCCUUCCUAUUCCAGGCCGGCGUAUCCGAGGCCGGCAACGGCUUUGGAGGCAAGCACGGAGAGGCAAUCUUUAUUGGCGGUCAAACACCGGAAGUGACCCGUGCCACCGUCGAAAACAUUCGGAAAGUCGCACAGAACGAAGGGCGGGACCCAAACCACAUCAAGGUCAUUGUCGGUAUUAAUGUGAUAGUCGCGCCCACCGACGAGGAAGCACACCAAAAGCGGGAAGACUACUUGAAAUACGCCGAUCACGAGGGUGCUCUAGCUCUGUUCGGAGGAUGGACUGGAGUCGACCUGUCAGGCUACUCGGACGACGAGGACUUUAACAUGUCGGACUCUCCACGAGUUCGUUCCAUUGUGCGACGAUGGUCAAGUACUGUCCCAGGUACCGACAAUUUACCCUGGACAAAAAAAAGAAUCGUGGAAUACCUCAGUGUCGGAGGACUUGGGGCAAAAGUCAUAGGAAGCCCGACCACGGUGGCUGACGAAUUGGAACGCUGGGUGGAGGUCUCUGGCGUGGAUGGCUUCAAUCUAGCUCAUAUCGCCAAUCCUGGGACCUUCGAGGACAUCAUCGAAUACUUGUUGCCCGAGUUGCGGCGCCGCGGGCUCUUUAGAUCUGCCGUGGAGAAGGAAGGUGCCACGGCGAGAGAAGUCUUCCUGGGAACCAGAAGACUGCCAGAAGACCACCCUGGCUCCAAGUACAAAUGGGCGGCUGGUGACAAGCUUCCUAGAUACCAGGCUGAAGAGCCAGUUUCGGUUGCUUCCUGA